AUGACGACCCCAACAAAUCGCGACCGCUCCAACUCGGACGAAAAUGAGAAGCAGUCUUCUCACACAGACGAUAGCCUCCAGACGGCCACGGAUCCCAAUUCCUUGCCGCCUCAGCAGGAGAAGAUGACCCGCAUCAACACCGACAACCAUCUCCACCUUCCCAACGACUCACAACGCCCACUGUCACCACAAGACACCCGCGAACAGGCCUCGCGUCUAAACGACGACCUCGAGCUGUUGCGCGCCGAGCGCCUCGUUUCCAACCAGGAGCAUGAACUGUCCCAACAGCGCUCCCGCCAGGGUAGGACCCGGGAGAUGGAGCCCGAGGAUGUCUUCGCUACCAACCCCACCGCUGCCGAGGCCGUGAAGCCUCCCCCCGAGAAGAAGGCCGGCGCCUUCGCCUACGCCGUCUGGAAGUGGCUGAGGAAGUUCCCCCGCAUCUUCCGCUAUUCCGUCUACAUGAUCCCCGGAGCCGGCCUUCUCCUCAUCCCCGUCCUCAUCGGCCAUUUCGCCGUGGAUCCCAACAGCUCAACCGUGGGCGGCGCUAAUGGCGUCUAUCUCACCUGGUUCGGUAUCUGGCUUGAGGUCGUCUGGUGCUCCCUGUGGGGUUCGCGCAUGAUCACGAGCUUCAUGCCGAUCAUCUUUGGCGGCAUCGCCAUAGUUAUGGGCUCCAGCAACCACAAGAAGUGGAAGGAUAUUGGUCAGGGUCUCGAGCUGCACACUGCCCUUUUCAUGUGGAUGCUCGCCGUCCUCUGCUCAUACUCGCCUAUUAUCAACGGCCACCGUGCUCUGCCCGACAACUUUAACGAGAAUGAGGAUGAUCUGCCCUAUGUCCAGUGGAUUGACAUUGUUCAGAAGGUCAUCAUCGCGUUUUUCGUCUUAGCCGCCCUCAACUGGGCAGAGAAGAUCUGCAUUCAAUGGAUCGCGACGACGUUCCACCAGCGCACCUAUGCCCAACGAAUUGAGACGAACAAGAGUGAUAUCGACCACCUCGUCCAUCUCUACGAGCACUCCAAGAUGCGCAUCAAUCGCGAGGACUCUAUCUGGCUCACGACAGAGAACGGCAACAGGUCUGGUGCCCGCACUCCCAUGGGUGUGGUGGGCAAGAAUGUGCGGUCCGCCUUCAACAAGGCCGGUGGUGUGGCGGCUCGCGUCGGAAACGACUUCAUAGGACGGAAGGUCGCCUUUAACCAUGCCCGCAAGAUCACCUACGAGAUGUUGCGUAACACUGGCUCUGCCCAUGCUCUGGCCCGCCUCAUCUUCCGCAGCUUGGUCAGAGAAGGCCAGGAGACAAUCUUCCUCGAGGACAUGCAGGUUGCCUUCAAGACCUCGGAAGAAGCUGAGCAUGCAUUCAGCAUUUUCGACAAGGAUCUCAACGGCGAUAUAUCCAUGGAGGAGAUGGAGGGCACCUGCAACGAAAUCCACCUGGAACGCAAGGCCAUCGCCGCCUCCCUGAAGGAUCUCGACUCCGUCAUCAAGAAACUCGACAAGGUCUUCCUCUUCAUCAUUGUCAUCAUUGCCAUCAUAGUCUUCAUCUCCAUUAUCUCAGGGUCUGCCGCCGCCGGCCUGGCCUCUGCCGGUUCUAGUUUCCUCGGUCUCGCCUGGAUGCUCCAGGCCACGGCUCAGGAAUUCCUACAGUCCAUCAUCUUCGUUUUCGUCAAGCACCCCUUCGAUGUCGGUGACCGUGUCACUGUCUACGGCAACACUGGUACCCUGGGAACCGGCGAUGAUUACUACGUCACCGAGAUCUCCCUGCUAUACACCGAGUUCAAGAAGAUGGAGGGCCACAUUGUCCAGGCACCCAACAGCGUUCUCAACACUCUGUUCAUUCUGAAUCAGCGCCGCUCUGCCGGUCUUGCUGAUCCUAUCGAGCUCAAGCUCGGUUUCGGUACCGAUCCAGAACUCAUCGAGGAGCUCAAGUCUCGCAUGCUCAACUUCUGCCUCGAAAACAAGCGCGACUACCAACCCCGCAUCAUCACCGAGGUCAAGACUCUCAACGAGGUUCAGUCCUUCACAAUGAACCUGAUCUUCUUUCACAAGUCCAACUUCCAGAAUGAACUCCUCCGUCUCCAGAGACACAACAAAUUCGCCGCACAGCUCAUGGCCGAGGUCCGAAGCGUUGGUCUCCAGGGCCCUUGGCAGGUGCAACCUGGUGGUUCCCGCGACACCCCCUUCUACUGGGCCGGCGGCGCUCCCCCAUCAUACGACUCUUCGUCCAAGUCCGGUCCCAGUGGCAGCGAGCCUUCGGCACCUGCAACGGCUGGCGACGCGCAAUCGCAUCACUCCAACACCCAGUCUACUGUUGGUGGCCCGGCCGUUGUUACUCGUGCCCGCAGCGACUCGCGCACUGGCGUGGUGCCCUUUAUCGACGAUAACUGGAGUGAUUUCCAAGACGUCUUCGAGGCUCGUAGGGAAGUCAACCAGCCACACGUCACGCGCCUUCAAAGCAUCCGCGAGCGGUCCGACCUCGAGCGCCCAGACAGCUCCACCUCUGGCGUCGCUCCAUCGAGGCACUCCCAAGAGUCCGGCUCGCAGCGUCGUAGGUUCUUCGGCCGUCCUCGGAGCUCCAGCAGGGUCAAAACUGGCGACAUUGUCUAA
This is a messenger RNA of Colletotrichum spaethianum, 2598 nucleotides long. Its product is annotated as mechanosensitive ion channel protein Msy1. Gene Ontology annotation, biological process: calcium ion transmembrane transport; intracellular calcium ion homeostasis. Gene Ontology annotation, molecular function: calcium channel activity; calcium ion binding. Bases 1 to 2598 code for a protein of 865 amino acids. The record is from RefSeq and is a predicted model, not a curated record. Gene Ontology annotation, cellular component: membrane. The transcript has a single exon. NCBI's taxonomy places the organism in Eukaryota, Fungi, Ascomycota, Sordariomycetes, Glomerellales, Glomerellaceae.